UUUCCAGAGGUGUCACACGCCAGGCUAAGUCAUGGAGCAUUUCUGGAGGACAUGGUGGUCAAGCCUUGUGCAUAAACCUCCCUCAGCUGGUUAAAAAGUCCCACUUGGCCCAUCUGUGUGCCUAGCUGAAACCAUCCUAAGCUAUUCCGGGGCUCCAGAGGCGCUCAGAGCCCUCAGCAGGUCCCUUCCCACCUCCCCGCCCGGCUGCCCCUCAGCGUGUCCCGCCAUCGCCCCUCAGGUUCCCGCCUCACCUCAGCGCCUGCCACCCCUCAGGGCUUCCCCUGCCAUGUUCCGGGGCCGCCGUGCCUGGUUCUCCCGCAGCGUCCAGCCUGGUCCUCAGCAGCUGUGGGUGGCUGGCGGAGGACUGCUCACCCGCUGGCAGGAUGCCGACUACCUCUUCAGCAGUGAUGCCGCCCACCCUGACACCCUCAGAAUACACGAGAGCCUGGAGUACUUGGACGGCAGAGCUACAGUUUUCCAUUCCUGCUACCUCUCUGCAUGGGCAAACACCAGUGCAGAAAUGAAGGAGUCAGUGGUUCUGGGCCACUUCGUUCUGCCUCCUGCCUGCCUGCAAGAAGAAAUCAGAAGAAAAACUGGUGGCUUUAUUUGGGAGCAGAUGGAUGAUUCCCUUGCAGAGAAGCAGAGACAUAAUGAAGAACUUCAAGCUAAUGAGGAUCUGCCAGACGAAGCAGAGAUGGUGAGAGAAGUCUGCAAGCAAGAUGUGAGGGAGGAUGUACUGAACUUGUCUGAAAGCAGUGAAGAAAACCCAGGCUCGAGAGCAUCGACCCGGGGGGAAUUUUCAUACCAUGCACUUAAGGAGUACCCGAUGAAUAACAUGGUGACAGGCUACACCUCUGCUCGCGACAUGAAGAAGUACGUCGGAGAGCUACGCGACUUCAUUCCUGGCACCUCGGGUUACACAGCAUACUGGAUUCAAAAUGAAAUCAAAGUUUACUCUGAUGUGAAAACUAAAAUGAAAAGAAAAUUGUAAGUAACAGGAGGCUGUUCUCAUCAAAAGCUUGACUGAGUGCUGCCAAAACGCUGUCAGCCAUGUACGGCGAUUCCAUUCUGUUUAGCAACAUCCCAUAGUUACUCUCUGAUGCCUUACUUGCUUUUCUGCAGCCUGAUGGUUAUUUUUACUGUCAGUCUGUGUUCUCACCAUGUUUUAGUUAAAUAGCGCAGAGAUUGGUGGUAUUGAGCUGAGAAUUCUGCGUUAAAUCUCCGUGGUGUUUGACUCGGCCAUUUGGUUCAUCCUGACUACAGCUCAGUAUGUUCGGUGUGUAUUUAAAUACCUGGCUGUUUGUUGUGAACAUUUUAUUCCCAACUAUUUAGAACAAAUUCCACAGAACACAUAAACACAGAUGCAUCUCCAAAAGAUCAAACCCUUUGCCUUUUUAUUUGUAUGGAGUACUUCAGUCAGUUGACCCGUGGCUGCCAACAGCAGCCUUGGAAGAACACGCGGAGCGGAGGAGGUGGCUUCUCAUCACAGCCCCACCCGUAGGACCCAGUGCCUCACCAGGCUGCAUGGCCAGCAC
Messenger RNA from Oxyura jamaicensis (ruddy duck), 1535 nucleotides. RefSeq names its product telomere repeat binding bouquet formation protein 2 (gene TERB2). Gene Ontology annotation, biological process: meiotic attachment of telomere to nuclear envelope; homologous chromosome pairing at meiosis. Lineage: Eukaryota; Metazoa; Chordata; Aves; Anseriformes; Anatidae. Gene Ontology annotation, cellular component: nuclear inner membrane. Bases 287 to 991 code for a protein of 234 amino acids. The transcript has 7 exons. The record is from RefSeq and is a predicted model, not a curated record.